Tinamus guttatus (white-throated tinamou) is the source of this 1510-nucleotide messenger RNA. NCBI's taxonomy places the organism in Eukaryota, Metazoa, Chordata, Aves, Tinamiformes, Tinamidae. The record is from RefSeq and is a predicted model, not a curated record.
AUGAAUGAUAUCAAAUAUCAACUGUCUCGUUUUCUUGCUAGAGGGCUGCACUUUAGCUGGCAGAAUGGAGAGGAAUUGGCAAAUUGGACCGGCACCAUUAAUUUCACCGAUGACGGAGCAGUGAAGAGUGGCAGUGGCACAGGCACCAGGUAUUUUGAGUUUUAUGAAGGACCAUUGGAAUACAACUCCACAAAAUGCCUGGAAUUACGGCAGGGUAUCAUUGCAGUGAAGGUUUUGUCUAUGGUGAAGCAAACUGAACUGUUUGACAGGUGGAAGAGCCUACAGAUGUGCAAAUGGGAGAUGAAUGUCACAGAGGCUAACUUAUUCAAGUCUACUUUGUCAAGAUGUUGCAAUGCCCCUGCCUUUCUGUUCACUACUCAGAAAAAUACUCCCUUGGGGACUAAACUGAAGUAUGAAGUGGAUACUAGUGGAAUCUUCCAUAUCAACCAAGAAAUCUUCAAAAUGUUUCCAAAGGAUAUGCCGUACCACCGCUCCCAGUUCAAGAAGUGUGCGGUGGUUGGGAAUGGAGGAAUUCUGAAGAACAGCAGAUGUGGCCGGGAGAUUGACAGCGCAGACUUCGUGUUUCGGUGCAAUUUGCCUCCUAUAUCUGAGAAAUACAUCACAGACGUGGGGGUGAAGACAGAUGUCGUGACUGUCAAUCCCAGUAUAAUUACUGAAAGAUUCCACAAGCUGGAGAAGUGGAGGAAACCUUUCUAUGACGUGCUCCAGGUCUAUGAAAACGCUUCUGUGUUGCUGCCGGCUUUCUACAACACCCGCAACACGGAUGUCUCGAUCCGGGUCAAGUACGUCCUGGAUGAUUUUGAAUCCCAGCAAGCUGUUUACUACUUCCAUCCCCAGUAUCUCAUCAACGUCUCGCGCUACUGGCUUGGUCUAGGGGUGCGGGCCAAGCGGAUCAGCACCGGCCUCAUCCUGGUGACUGCUGCUCUGGAGCUCUGCGAAGAGGUCCACCUUUUCGGCUUUUGGGCCUUCCCUAUGAACCCCUCAGGGAUUUUUAUAACUCACCACUACUAUGACAAUGUCAAACCUCGCCCCGGUUUUCAUGCGAUGCCCUCAGAAAUCUUCAACUUACUCCACAUGCACAGCAAGGGGAUCCUGCGGGUUCAUACGGGGACCUGCAGUUGCUGUUGACGGGGACAGUUCUUCCUCCGACACAAAAGUGCAAAGGGAACUCAAUGCCUAUGUACGGUGUAAGAGGUUUUAUUACACCCUGAAAUUAUGCAAUAAUCCUUUGAUAUAAAUUUCCUGAAGGCAUUGCAUCCCGUAGGAUCUAGGAUACCAGCAUCUUUCCUGCUAGCAGAGUAGGGUCCGUAACAGUGUGGGUAAAGCCUAACUCCUCUGUCCCAGGAUAUGCACUGCCCUGGAAAGCAAGUCAGAUGAGAAGCACAUUUCCAAUAGGUUUAGCGUGAUACAGAGCACAUUAAUAUAUCUAUCCAUUCACUUUGAGGAAAAGCACCAAAUUUUGGGGAAGAAUCAGUGGUGGAGAUUUUUA